This is a messenger RNA of Aspergillus piperis CBS 112811, 1280 nucleotides long. RefSeq lists its product as uncharacterized. The record is from RefSeq and is a predicted model, not a curated record. Gene Ontology annotation, cellular component: RAVE complex. The transcript is spliced from 4 exons. NCBI's taxonomy places the organism in Eukaryota, Fungi, Ascomycota, Eurotiomycetes, Eurotiales, Aspergillaceae. Bases 281 to 1219 code for a protein of 312 amino acids.
CUCUGAACAAACGUUGCACCACCCACCAUCCAUCCAUUGAGUUGGGUACCCGCCUUUCCUCCUCUCGGAUCGACGUGGAUCACUCGAAAGCCAAUGCGGAUUUUUUCUUCUGUCGACUUCGUCACCAGACCCUGAAGACAAACCCUGCUGCCUACCGUGUCCUGUCCACACCCCCAUACCCCCCAUCGCUCCCUACCGAUCCAUUGACCACUGCCGGGCCAAAGGUACAACCAUCCGAUCUCCCGAGGGUUGCAACUAACCCGCUGGGUCAUUGCUCACAAUGGCUACUUGGGCUUACCCGCCUCUACCCCCAGAGCGCCUAGAACAGGAAGUCGACUCCGCGUUGGCGAAAGAGCUAGAAUGGCUAUUACGUUCGCUGCAAGACUCCCUUACCUCGCUACGAGAGGGCCUCCAUGAAUGCGCAGCUCUAUUGGCACCCAAGGAGCCGGGAUCAACACUCGUCCUCUCUUCUCUACGCUCUGAAAAUGUGAAAGGCUUUGUGACUCGGGUUGGGACAAAGAUCGUGAAGGGCGACAUCCAACUCCGUCUUAGCUCCCUUGCCUCGCGGGGCUCGGCCACUACCCGCUUGUGCCUGGCAAAUACCCCUACAACACCCGAACUCAUUCUAAAUCAGCUAGUCUCGGUCAAAAACUUGGUCAAUCAAAGUCUCGACAUUGUCGAUGUAAGCACCUGGACCGGUGACCCGCUCAACGCGGGCUUCAUCUACAGCCAACUGCACCUCCUGCGCGAGACGAUCAGUGAGGCACGGCAGAUGCUGAAGGGCGAAAGCGAUAAGGUUAGAGGCAAGUGGUGGGAGACAAGUGCGCAAGAGGAGAUGUUUGACCCCCCGCUACCGGCAUACUUAUCAUUCCAUCUAUCCAUUGCGGACUCGGCUUUAGUCCUGUAUUUGAGGACGCUAGAAUCUAACACCCCCGUCCAUACGCCAACUGCAUUCGCGACUGACAUAUCUCUCACCGGGUUCAAUCUGCGGGACCGGUUGUUUGGAAGCCGUCAUCGUCCUCACGACGAGGCAGGCGAUGUCUUCACCUGGAAGGGGGAUGAAGUCAAGGUGAGGGAGAAGAUUCGCGUAGAGAGCCAGGACCCUAGCCUUAUGGCCGUGAUGGCCAAACUAACCGCUCUUGAGCACGAAGUGCUGAAGUGGAUAUCAGCUCUCAAGGUGCUCAUGGGCAACGAAGAUACGGACAGCGAGUCUCAGUAGUACGUCCAGCUAGUAUAACCAGCUUUGUAAAUAGGUCUAUUAUUAUGCAUCCAACAUUUCC